AUGACAGCGCAGGGUCUAAUUGGAGGCGACCCGUUUACCGUCCCAUUCUCUCGUUAUGCCCGGCAUCAUGUGUACAGAGUUGUUUUCACUUGGGAGCUCAUUGUCACCAUCGACGAAGGGUACAUUGUACCAAUGGCUGACCUGGAUCCUUUAUUUCAAUUCAUGCACCGACCAGAUGAAGCCACAUGGUACGAAGCAAGGCAAUAUGUACUUGACCCGAAAUAUCCGCUGCAAGCGUGGAGACCAAAAAUGCAAGAGGCCGAGGAGAGAGAUCGACAAGCUCAAGGCAUCCUAACAACAGUUGGUUCGAAGCUUAAACGACUAGCACGGCGCGAAGUUGUUGCGAGAUGCUAUGGCUCUUCUAUUACACCCAAGACUUACGUAUACACCGUCCCGGGACUUGUCAGUCGAGAGGCAUUUAUUGCCAUCUUCUUAUUUAGUCGAUACAACGAAUAUGCACCUCUGGGAUCAUUACCACAUUUCUAUAUCGAGAACAACAGGAAAGAGCUGCGUGGGUGGAAAGGCAGCGUUGAAAAUGUGCUAUACGUUGUGAUGAGUAGGGGAUAUUUUCAAGUGGACUGGACUACAGCCGGAAACGACCCUAUUGAAGGUCGACUUAUAUUCUCUCGUAACAGAGUUCAUCAUCUCAAAGAUCGUGGCGGUCGUAUAUUUGCGCUGAAUCCGCCACCAUCCAGGGUUUCCUUAUUCAAAUACCCCGAAAUGCAAAUGGAGGGCAGUUUCGAGAAUCUCACCGAAGUCAUGGAGAAAAUUUGGGAGACCGAUGGCGAUAUAGAUGAAAGUUGGUCGGACAAACCCUUGGGUUGGAAUCGUCGGGUCUUGCCUUUGCUCCCCGGAGAAUACGCAAAACCAUCUCCUGAAGGGGAUGAUGAAAAUAACGACGAUGACGAAGAGGACAAGGAUGGAGAGGAUGGGAACUUCUUUCCCUUUCAUCGUUCUCAUUCUGGUGCCUCAGUAGUAUCGGUUGCCACAAGUCAAUUCAGUCGACCGCAGACCUUUGCCAGUGCGGAAACGCUGGUUCCAUCUGGGACGGUUGAUAUCUACUCAGUUCAUACUGCUACGCCAUCUAUUGCAAUUAUUCAGAUCAAGGGAGAUAUCAAAUCACUCUCUUCACCUCUUAAAACCCUGCAAAUCAUUACCCUGGAUACUCCAGCAUCGGUUCCUAAUGUAACUUGGUCACCAAAUGCUGCUGCAGAAGUAGAAUCCGUAUACACUGCUACGGAUCAUACUCCACUAUUGGAAAGAGGGCCCACAAAACAGGGCUUCUUUGGAGAGAUUUUUGAUGUUGAUACAAAGCAGCAAAACGAUCCAAAGUACCUAUUCCCGGAGACAAAAGAGUCGAUGGGUAGACAUCCAUAUCCUGGGGCAAGAACGCAAGGGAGUAGGAGGCCAGAUAUACGCGAUGGAAUCGGCAAAGAGAGUGGGAGCGAAAGAACGUGCUCCAUUUUCGACGCUAUUCUUGGGCAAGGCCACCAGAGUGCAAAGGAGCGAGAAGGAGCAUCUAUCCUGAUCCGGUGUUUACUAGAGGUGGCGCUAAACACUGUCCUUGAGGCGCAUGUCAACAUUCUCACGACGUUUGCAUUCAUUCGAGCUGCGCAACAGGAAUGCGUCCGACUUGAGAACGCGAUGAAUAGCACACUCGGGCAAGAAACACCCAGUGUCUCAUUCGAGCGGUUCAAACAGGCUAUAAGCCGCAUGCUUCAGCUAGAGGAGCAAAAUUGGGAUCACACCAUCGACUCCAACAUUUUUGAAUCCAAAUCGGUUCUCGAGUGCCGACAAAGUAUCAAUUCGUGGGAGCAACAUCGCCGAAUGGUCGUCGACAAGCUUCUCCGGAUCUCGAAGUUGUCGGGAGGACCGAGGCCCAUUGACCCAGAUACUCUCUGGGAAGCACGUACCGAUGAUGCACUUAUUCUGCGUACCAUGGUAGAGGAUAUCCAAUGGGACGCAAUAAUUAUCGACGAGAAAUUGAACCAAUCUCGCACUAUUUUGCGAAGUCUUAUGGGCCUCGUGGAACGCGCACCACCAGUCCUGGAUAGAAAGAGGACUACCUAUGCGAUCAAAGCAGCUUCCUUCAUCCGUGCUGCGAUUGAAGAGUCAGGAAAUGUCAAUACAAGAAAUGUUCGUCGAGCGUACCUCCAAGGCCCAGACGUUUGGGCCGCUACAUUAGAUCUCGUAUCGUCCAUAGCUCGCGGGAAUAUCGCAGAAGUGGAGCGAAAGUAUCAGACAUUUGUGGACAAAUUACUCGUGAGUCAGCCUAAACGAGGUGUGCAUGAUUAUAACCAGUUUGUAGCACACCGACAGCAGCCUCUCAGACCAAAGCAGAGGGUAAAGAGCGCAUGGGAGGAUAACAAGAAAGGUGCGGGGUUGACGCAGCAGAGCACAGAGCGGCGGGCACGAGCUGUGUCCGAUUAA
Messenger RNA from Serendipita indica DSM 11827, 2430 nucleotides. Lineage: Eukaryota; Fungi; Basidiomycota; Agaricomycetes; Sebacinales; Serendipitaceae. The record is from the annotation of a GenBank genome assembly.